Aspergillus puulaauensis is the source of this 1386-nucleotide messenger RNA. RefSeq lists its product as uncharacterized. The transcript has a single exon. The coding region runs from base 1 to 1386 and encodes 461 amino acids. Lineage: Eukaryota; Fungi; Ascomycota; Eurotiomycetes; Eurotiales; Aspergillaceae. The record is from RefSeq and is a predicted model, not a curated record.
AUGCGUCCCUUGAAAUUGAUCCACCUGCUUACUUUGAGCUUGACACCGUCGGUCGCCCUAUCUCAGCCUGAGGUCAUCACUCGGGAUGUCUGCAUCCUCGGGGGUGGUGGCACCGGUAGCUAUGCCGCUGUGCAGCUCAAAGAACGGAAUCAUUCAGUUGUUGUCGUGGAGCAGAAGAACCGACUGGGAGGCCACUCAGAUACGCUAUAUCUACCCACCGGCGAGUACAUCGACUAUGGAAUACGCGCCUAUUUCAACGACAAAUCAGUCCGGGAUUUCUUCAACCAGCUGAACGUUGACUACGAACUCUUCAGGCCCGGCGCAAUCUCUACCCAGUAUGUCAAUCUUCGGACUGGUAGGAGAGUAGAUUAUAACAUUGACUUACUGGACACGAUUCGGGGCAUGAUUCGGUAUCGCGCGGCGCUUGAGCCUUUUGACUACCUCAGUACUGGUGCAUACUACCUCCCAGACGAGGUUCCAGAGGCGCUGCUCCGGCCGUUCAGGGAGUUUGUCGAAGAGCACAGUCUGCAGGGCGCGUUGGAGCUGAUAUACACUUUUACCGAUGCGCUUGGUGACAUUCUUGCGACGCCACUGCUAUUCGUGAUACAGCUCUUUGGAACCUCGCACAUCAACGCCCUGCUCCAGGGGCCGUACAUCAGACCGAAAAAUGGAACCGCUGCGAUCUUCCGUGCGGCAGCGAGUUAUAUUGAUGAGUAUCGCAAUAUUCUCUACGAGGCGAAUGUCACUCGGACCAUUCGAAAUUCCAACGGCGUUGAACUCAAUGUCGACACUCCUGGAGGCAGCAAGCUCAUUCGGGCAAAGAAACUCCUUGUCACCUUCCCCCCAAUACUCCAAAAGCUCCAGGGAUUCGACUUGGAUCAGAAUGAACUCUCCAUAUUUUCCAAGUUGGUGCAUGUGGCCUACCAUGCUGCUGUCCUUAACAACACUGGCAUUCCGGAUGGGCUUAACAUUUUCAACAUGGACCCUAACAACCAGCCUGGUAGCCUUCCUGUUGCCCCAUUUGAGUGCAUCCUGGAUUAUUCUGGUGCUCCUGGCUAUUACAGAACAAGGAUUGUGGGAGCAGAUAAUUUCACAGAGGUCGAUUCCAGACAGCUCGUCCUCGACGACCUGCGGCGCAUGGGCGAUGCAGGCACGUUCCCAAUACAUGAAAGCCCUGAUAUCGUCGCAUUUGCGUCUCACACGCCAACCUCAGUGACGGUUUCGGUUGACGACGUACGGGAUGGGUUCUACAAACGGCUGAACGCACUGCAGGGACAGCGCAGCACUUACUACACUGGCUAUUCGUUUUGUACAGAUUACUCGGCCCAGCUAUGGAACUAUACCCGCAGCAUUGUGGACAUGGUAGAAUCAGAGCUGUUCGAUUAG